AUGACCUUUGCCCUUCCGCCCGACUGGCGUAAGGGUAUCAAGAGGAGCAUCCGACAACUCAAGAUGCAAGAGUCUCAAAGCUUUCUAGAAUUCAGCACACAAGCACGUACCUUACGAUUGAUGCUAAACUUUGAUGAUGAAGACGCUUUUGGCGAAUUUGAAUUGGCCGAAUACGUUACUUUUGGCUUGUCAGAUGAGCUCCAAGGAAAAGGAUCCGACUUCCGACUACUCCGCAUUAAACCAUUUGAUUAUGGUGACUUUGAAGAACGUGUUGCGGGAUUUUUUGAGCAUUUACCCAAGCGUUCUAGUGGAAGACCACGUCCGGUGACUGGGGCCUCGCAAGACCGCAGCACCUCCCCGCAAUCAUCCUCCCUUUGGAGACUACACUCUUACUUGGAAUCACUAGGUCGCUGUCACUUCUGCAAGAAAAACUGUGGCAGCGAGAAUGGAGCCUGCCCGGGACAAAUCGACAAAUCCUAUGUAGAAAUCCCUUCAUCAUUCAAGACCCCUCCUAAACCAGCUGAUUAUAAACCCCCCAAAGCAACAACCAGUCAAAACACUACUGCCGGAAAACCAACCCACCAGCCAGCUGGCCGACCAUUGCAGCGAGCAGCUAACGUAGCAGGAGUAGAAGAGAUCAACUACUUCCCCGAGCUUAGCACAGCAGCUAUUGCAGCUCUUGACGAACACUUACUAGGACUCGAAGCUUCCGACACUGCGGACAACAUUCAACCAGCGCAGGUAGAUGGAAUCACACUUGAGGACCUUGGACCGGAAGAACUAGAAGCUCUUGCAGCCAUUGAUGAGGAACUUCAGCUGGCAAAAGAUGAGAGGUCUACCGAUUAA
Messenger RNA from Puccinia graminis f. sp. tritici CRL 75-36-700-3, 846 nucleotides. RefSeq lists its product as uncharacterized. Bases 1 to 846 code for a protein of 281 amino acids. The transcript has 2 exons. NCBI's taxonomy places the organism in Eukaryota, Fungi, Basidiomycota, Pucciniomycetes, Pucciniales, Pucciniaceae. The record is from RefSeq and is a predicted model, not a curated record.